AUGUGCGUCCCCUAUCGGUCAUGGCUUAAAACUGAUCAACCCAUGAUGGAAGAAAGGAGGAGGCCCUGUGGAGAUGCUGUCAUCGGCUGUCAACCACCGCGAAAUGACAACGGACUAAUUUCCAAACGUUUUGGUGUCAUGUAAACAAUUUAUUUGGUUGGAUAAUGAAAAUGAUGGCGUCCCCGUGCACGGUUCAGGCCGUACAGGAGUUCCUAAUGGGGAGAGGAGGGCGAGUCCAACAGAUGGAGCUGAUCGAUCACUUCGCGACGACCUGGGGUGGCGCAAGUGACCCGUUGAAGGAGGAGGAGGCUUUGAAACGCGUCGUGGACAAACUCGGUGUCGUGGAAGUGGAAAGCGGCGUGAAAUAUGUGUGUUUGAAUGAGGUUAAUAGCGCGCGCUCUGUGACGCGCGUGGACGGGGACGGCCACGAGCACGCAACCGAGUUCAACGGCGACGUCCGCGAAACUGCAAACGACAACAAUCUCGUCAGCGGCAACCCUGACAACAAACAGCGAACAGGUGCUUCUAGUCCACCUUCGUGCAAUAUGGAUGAUGUCAAGCAGCCGGACCCCACCCAGUCCAACAAGAUCGACACCACUUCUGUGGGAAGUGGGCAGGUCAAGCUAAGGGAGAGGAGACGGCGCGAGUCGGCUCCGGUGAUCGGGGUGCCGGAACUGGACCACCCCGCCAUCUCCCAAAGCCAGGUAGUCCGAGGGGCCCGCAGGGUUUCCAAAGGGUCCCAGCGGGCGUUGCUGACAAGCUGCCUGUCUGAGGACAGCACCAUUGAAGGCCUGGAGCACAGUCUUGAUGUGAACACACCCAAAGGGAGCCGGAGGAACUUCAUCGAGCUGAUGAUGAAUUGUUCUCCACAGGUCCGGCGGUCUCUCAUUCAUCGAGGUCCGCGCCUUCGAGACUCGAUGAGAAGCGACGGCGAUUCGACUUCUCUCCUCUCCUCCGUCACCGACGAGGACUGCCCGUCUGUGACCCUUGACCCGAUGGAGCACGAGUGGAUGCUGUGCGCCUCGGACGGCCUGUGGGAGAGCCUGCAGCCCCUCCUGGCCGUGGAGGCCGGCCUGGUAGCCAAGAAAGACUUUGUCACCGGCUUCACGUGCCUCCACUGGGCCGCCAAGCAGGGCAAAGCCGAGCUGCUCUCCCAGUUGCUGAAGUUUGCCAAGGACAACAGCGUGGCCGUGAACGUCAACGUAAAGUCCGGCGCUGGGUAUACACCGCUGCACCUGGCAGCCAUGCAUGGACACACUCAGGUGAUGCGUGUGCUGCUCUCCGACUGGGAGGCGGACCCUGAUGUGAGGGAUUACAGCGGCCGGCGAGCCCUCCAGUACCUCCCCGCGCCGCUGCCUGCGAACCUGCGGGACCAAGGACUUGUCACCUCGCCGAGGGCGGAGUCCGACAACGAACACGCGAACGUCAGCGGCGGGGGCCAACGAGGCUGGAGGUUCCCCAAAGUGCUCCAGGGAAACCUGAACCCGCUGCGCCUCCUCAACCAGUCAGCGGGAGCCUCCGAUGAGGCGCUCGGGAAUGGGAAGACCAAGGGGGGCAUGUUCCGGAAGUCAUCUCUGAGCAGGCUGAACGCUCGGCUACAUCGAGGGCGACACAGGGCGCAGAUUAUACAUAGCGCCUCCUUUAGGGACACGGGGGAAGUGGGGAGAGGAGACGAGCUUCCCAGCACCCCGCAGCGAACACGGCCGCUCUCCAACCUGUUUGGAUGAGGCCGCUCCAAAGCAGUCAUCUAUUUAUUAAGAGUUUCGUGAAAGGAUUUUUAGAACUGCAAUUGUGUAUUUUACGGACGGGCCUUUUAAAAGUUUUAAAGUCACAAAACACGUAUUUUUUCCAACAACUGAAGUUGAUUUGUGUUCCUUUUUUUUCCUCAAUCCUCCACGGACGGACUAAUUUAUUUAAGUAGCAUUUUAAUUUCUUUUAUUAUUUUUUUUGCUAACAUUUUAUUUUUUGCUACACAUUAUCUAAUUUAUUUCAGACGGACAAUGAUUGCAUCCUUGAAUGUUUUUGUUUUUUGGGAAGGAGGGAAGGGAAGUUUGUAAUUUCACAUUGGUGGAAGAUCACUCAUCAAAAAUGUUAUUUUUGUUGCACAAUAUAGGUACAAAAAGUAGGAGUUUUUUCUUCUUCUUUUUUUUUUAAAUUCCCGGAUUGACAAUUGUUGUACAUCCACGCUCUGGUACAUUUGUUCUAUUUGCACUUGUCACUUUCAAUAUUAUAAACACACAAGAAACUUGCUGAAACUACAAACAUGACCUCUGCUGUUUUAAUAGUCACAGCACUUAACAUUUAUAAACCGGAUCAUGUUUCCGUUUGCUUUCCACAAAAUUGGGUGUUGUUUUACACUGGUGAGGGGUGCGUGGGCUUUGGCUUAUCCAAUAACCGAAGGACACAAAUCAGUUGCACGGGGAGGCAAUACUUUUUUUUUUCUUCUCAAAUCUGCUUAUCUUGUGCUGUUUUUGCUUCAAGGUGAAGUAUAUUCAUUCCAAGCGUAAUUGGAAAUGGUGACAGAUUUGACCACUUAUUUCAUGCUGUGCCUCUUUUGAGAUUUGCUGAAUAAAUGUCAGUAAACAUGACACGAUGAGUUCAGGGACCUAGACAACCCGCGUAGCACACAUUGGUAAAUAUGCAAUCAAACAAGAACAGUCACAUUCAACACUCUGCAAUGCAUUUGUUUUUAAGCUGGCGUAGCGUCACGUGUACAAGUGUAAUAGUUCGGUGUUUGUUCAACGGGAAUUUAGAUUAGAAUGUACGGUAUGAUAUGUUGAAGUCCUUGUUUCUUGAACGUGACCCUUUCUUAAAAUGAGCCGAUUGCAUUUAUAUCACACGAUCGCCUCCUUUUUGUAUUUUGUACAUCUGACCUCAUGUUGUAGAGUAAAGCAAAAAUCGGUACUACAAGUGUACUAUGACAUCAUUUUUUUCACCUGCAUGAAGUGUGGGUAACACUGUUUACAUAAAUACUGUGAAGUUACCAUUGAGUAAUAACCAAGUUGAUUGUUCCCACUUGUCCGAACCUUUUAUGUGAAAUAAAGCAAUAUUUAGUAUC
Messenger RNA from Hippocampus zosterae (dwarf seahorse), 3058 nucleotides. RefSeq names its product sosondowah ankyrin repeat domain family Ca (gene sowahca). The record is from RefSeq and is a predicted model, not a curated record. Gene Ontology annotation, molecular function: protein binding. NCBI's taxonomy places the organism in Eukaryota, Metazoa, Chordata, Actinopteri, Syngnathiformes, Syngnathidae. The transcript has 4 exons. Bases 165 to 1727 code for a protein of 520 amino acids.